Molecule: messenger RNA, 2131 nt
Organism: Pseudonaja textilis
Lineage: Eukaryota; Metazoa; Chordata; Lepidosauria; Squamata; Elapidae
Source: RefSeq, a predicted model, not a curated record
AUAUAUAUGUAUAUAUGUAAGGCUCGCUUUCGUCUGCGCGGCGGCGCUGGAGCUUUAGUGGCCCCCUCCGUGAAAGCCGAGGCGGGGAGACUGCCGUGCGCGGGCCCUGCAAGAAAUGAGUGACAUGGACUCAUACAAGGUUCUUCUGGAUGGGCCAGCACCAUGGGGGUUCAGACUGCAGGGUGGCAAGGACUUCAACAUGCCACUUUCCAUUUCCAGGCUCACCCCCGGGGGCAAGGCAGCCCAGGCAGGAGUUGGAGUUGGGGACUGGGUGCUCAGCAUUGAUGGAGACAGCACCAGCACCAUGACCCACAUUGAAGCCCAGAACAAGAUCCGUGCCUGUGGGGACAAACUCUCCCUCAGCUUAAGCAAAGUCCAGAAUCUCCUAGGCAGACCUCAGAAGGCACAGAAUCCCGACAAGCACUCUCUGCGGCUGGUGAGCCUGCCGGCUUUCUUCCCCAGCGACAGCAGUAAAAAGAGACUUAUUGAGGACACAGAGGACUGGCGACCACGGACUGGGACUACUCAGUCUCCUUCUUUCCGCGUUCUGGCCCAUCUCACAGGCACAGAAUUCAUGCGAGACCCAGAUGACGAGCAUCUUAAGGCGGCCAGAGAAAAGUUUGUCCUGGAUCUCCGGAGCCCCCGUUACACUCACCUGCGUGACUGGCACCACCAGCGAUCGGCUACCGCUCUGAAUGUGCUCUCCUACCAGGUCUCCAUACCAGAUCUGCCUUCUGCACCAGCCUUGACAGUGGAGCCUGGAUAUGGCUCUACUGCUCCAAAACCUGCACCUAUCACAGGGCCUUCCAGUCGUCCACCGUGGGCUGUGGAUCCUUCCUUCGCUGAGCGAUAUGCACCAGAUAAAACUAGCACUGUGCUGAGCACGCACAGCCAGCCGGCCACCCCAACGCCUGUGCAGAACCGCAACUCUAUUGUCCAGGCUGCACAGCAAGCCCCGGAGAGUGCCAGCAAAACGCCCGUCUGCUAUCAGUGCAACAAAAUCAUCAGGGGGCGCUACCUGAUGGCUCUGGGACGCUACUACCACCCAGAAGAGUUCACCUGCUCACAAUGCAGGAAGGUGCUUGACGAGGGUGGCUUUUUUGAAGAAAAGGGCUCCAUCUUUUGCCCCAAGUGUUACGACAUGCGCUACGCCCCCAAUUGUGCCAAGUGCAAGAAGAAGAUUACGGGGGAGAUUAUGCAUGCUCUGAAGAUGACCUGGCAUGUCCAGUGCUUUGUCUGUGCUGCCUGCAGAACACCCAUCCGCAAUCGUGCUUUCUACAUAGAAGAGGGGCAGCCCUACUGUGAGAGAGAUUAUGACAAGAUGUUUGGGACUAAGUGCCGUGGCUGUGAUUUCAAAAUAGACGCUGGCGAUCGUUUCCUUGAGGCCCUGGGCUUCAGCUGGCACGACACUUGCUUUGUUUGUGCGAUCUGCCAGAUCAAUUUGGAAGGAAAGACGUUCUAUUCCAAAAAGGACAAGCCGCUGUGCAAGAGCCAUGCUUUCUCCCACGUGUGAGACAGAGGAGACCUUAUGUGCUCAAGCUGCUGCCUGCCCCAAAACUCUGCCAUCCCUCUUUCCUGUCCUGAGAGAGCCCCCAGACCAAAGGUCUCACUUGACCAUUUUUUUCCCCAUAGAGGGAAAGGGUAAAACGCUCAGGGUCCUUUUCGGGAGGUUUACAACUGUCGUAUUUUUUUUCCCCACCUAAACUGGUGUUCUUCCUAUGUAUUUGGCUUUUAUCUUUUGCAGACUCCAUCCAACUUGUGGUUGAAAUUGCUAGACAUUUGGGGAGUUGAAGUCCAGGACUUCUAGAGGACACCAGCUUAGGGAUACUGUAGAGUUCUGUGCCUAUUUCAGCCAAAGAAGUUUCUCCCGAGUAAAGGAUCCCAAACGAUACAGCAUGCUUGAAAUGAAGCAUCAGCUGGCCUUCCCUAGAAGUCAUUAACUCAGUGAAAACUUGCUAUUAAACCUCCAGGGAAAAGUGGGGGAAGGCAAGUUUUUCCCCAGAGUUUACUAGCAUUACUUUCUGUCCCCUUUGCAAUGUAAUUACCAACAAUCCUCUGCCCUGUCUUCUCUGACAAAGCAUUUGCAAAGGGCUUCUGUAAUCAGGUUGGCUUUUGCCCAUUGGCAUGUAUU